This is a messenger RNA of Cyprinodon tularosa, 9969 nucleotides long. RefSeq names its product insulin receptor-like. Lineage: Eukaryota; Metazoa; Chordata; Actinopteri; Cyprinodontiformes; Cyprinodontidae. The record is from RefSeq and is a predicted model, not a curated record. Bases 116 to 3133 code for a protein of 1005 amino acids. Gene Ontology annotation, molecular function: insulin receptor substrate binding; ATP binding; insulin receptor activity. Gene Ontology annotation, cellular component: axon; membrane; insulin receptor complex. Gene Ontology annotation, biological process: protein phosphorylation; multicellular organism development; glucose homeostasis. The transcript is spliced from 19 exons.
GUUGACCUGUGAACCUUGUGCAGGCCCCUGUCCUAAAGCGUGCCAGGGAAAUAAGACGAUUGACUCUGUUACUUCAGCCCAGGCCUUAAGAGGAUGCACCGUCAUUGAGGGCAACAUGGUUAUCAAGAUCCGAGGAGGGACUAAUAUUGCGGCUGAGCUUGAAGCUAGCCUGGGACAGAUCGAGGUCAUCAAAGGUUACCUUAGUAUACGGAGGGCCUACGCGUUGGUCUCCCUCUCAUUUUUGAGAAAACUACAUACUAUUAAGGGAGAGCAAUUUGACUCAGAUCACUAUGCCUUUUACGCACUGGACAACCAGAACCUCCGGCAGCUGUGGGAUUGGUCCAAGCACAACCUGACGAUCGAGCGAGGCCGCACCUUCUUCCACUUCAACCCUAAGCUUUGUAUGUCCGAAAUCAAGAAGCUGGAGGAGGUAACAGGAACCAAGCAGCGCAACAUGAAGAACGAUAUCGCUGCUCGCACCAACGGAGACCAAGCAUCCUGUGAGAUGAAGCUGUUGAACUUCACUCAGAUUAAGGUUAAGUCUAACAUGAUCAUUCUGAAGUGGCAGGCGUACUGGCCGUCGGACUACAGAGACCUGCUGGGAUUUAUGGUUCUCUACAAAGAGGCCCCGUACAAGAAUGUGACCGAGUUCGACGGACAGGACGCGUGCGGCUCAAACAGUUGGGUAAUAGCUGACGUCGACCCUCCGCCUCGCGCCACAGAUGGAAAGAAGGCAGAAGAUCCAGGCUACCUCAUCCGAGCAUUAAAACCCUGGACCCAGUACGCCAUCAUGGUGAGAACCCAGCUGUCUGCGUCUGACGAACAUCAGGUUCACGGAGCCAAGAGCGAAAUCAUUUAUGUUCGCACAAACGCCUCAAGACCUUCUGAACCUCUGGACCCCAUCUCCUCCUCAAACUCCUCCUCUCAGAUCAUCCUGAAGUGGAAGCCUCCCACCAGUCCCAACGGAAACAUCACCCACUACCGAGUGGUCUGUCUUAAGCAGCAGGAGGACAGCGACCUCUACAAGUUUGAUUACUGCCUACAGGGAAUGAAGCUGCCUUCCCGAACCCCAACUCACCUGGACAGCGAGGACGAGCAGAAGUGGAACCAAACAGAAGAUCUGAACCCAGGGGGGCGAUGUUGCACCUGCCCGAAGACGAAAUUUGAAAUCGAGCAACAUCAGAAAGAGAUAGCGUACCGCAAGACCUUUGAGGAUUACCUCCAUAACAUCGUCUUUGAGAGCAGGCAAAGUCGUCCUCGACGCUCAGUGGACGACCCAGAUCCCACCCAGUCCACUCUCUUUCACACCUCCAUGUCCCGUCUGAAGUACGAUCCAACCACUGCUUCACCCGAGGAAGAGGACGAAGAGGAAGAGGGAUCUAAGGUGGUGGUCGAUGUGUUUGGGAAGGAAUCAGUAGUCAUAUCCAACCUGCAGCACUUCACCAGCUAUAAGAUAGAGAUCAUAGCUUGCAACCAUAUCACAGACACCAAACGCUGCAGCUUGCCCACUUAUGUCAGCGCCCGGACCAUGCCAGAGUUAAAAGCAGAUGACAUCCCAGGCCAGGUGACCCAUGAGAUUGUGAACGCUGAGCCCCCCUAUGUGAAUGUUCGAUGGAACGAGCCUCCCUCGCCUAAUGGCCUAAUCAUCCUUUAUGAGGUGUUCUACCGGAAGGUUGGCGACCCAGAGCCGCACUCAACUUGUGUCUCACGGCUGAACUAUCAGAAGAUGGGCGGCACCAAGCUCACGCUGGUCCAGGCUGGGAACUACAGCGUGACUGUCCGGGCUACAUCCUUGGCUGGAAAUGGAUCCUUCACAGAAACCACGUACUUCUUCAUGCCGAGCCCUGAUACAGGUUUAGUUUGGAUUGUGAGUGGACCGGUCAUCUGCUCCAUCCUCUUGCUCUUCGUGGGAGGAGCCGUCUUCUUUAUCAUCAGGAAAAGGCAAACCGAAGGUCCUUUGGGAGAUCUCAUCACCUCACCGAAUCCAGAAUACUUCAGUGCCAAUGACAUGUACGUUCCUGAUGAGUGGGAGGUUCCCCGCGAGAAGAUCAACCUCCUCCGGGAGCUGGGUCAGGGCUCCUUCGGCAUGGUGUAUGAGGGCAUCGCUCAGGACAUCGUCAAGGGAGAACCAGAGACGCGCGUCGCCGUCAAGACGGUCAACGAAUCAGCAAGCCUGAGAGAGAGGAUCGAGUUCCUGAAUGAAGCUUCGGUCAUGAAGGCCUUCAUCUGUCACCAUGUGGUUCGUCUGCUGGGAGUCGUGUCUAAAGGUCAGCCCACGCUGGUAGUCAUGGAGCUGAUGACUCAUGGCGACCUGAAGAGCUACCUGCGGAGUCUGAGGCCAGACUCUGAGAACAACCCAUCCGGCUGCCCGCCGCCCACUCUGAAAGACAUGCUCCAGAUGGCAGCAGAAAUUGCAGACGGCAUGGCCUACCUCAACGCCAAGAAGUUUGUGCACAGAGACCUUGCGGCCAGAAACUGCAUGGUGGCGGAGGACUUCACUGUCAAGAUCGGAGACUUUGGAAUGACGCGGGAUAUUUAUGAGACUGACUACUACCGCAAAGGAGGGAAGGGUCUGCUUCCCGUCAGGUGGAUGGCUCCAGAGUCCCUGAAGGACGGGGUUUUCACCGCCCACUCUGACUGCUGGUCUUUCGGGGUUGUGCUGUGGGAAAUCAGCACGUUAGCAGAGCAGCCUUACCAGGGUUUAUCCAAUGAGCAGGUUCUGAAGUUCGUCAUGGACGGAGGCUUCCUGGAUCGACCUGACAACUGCCCUGAGAGGAUGCACAGCCUGAUGCAGAUGUGUUGGCAGUACAACCCCAAGAUGCGGCCAACGUUCCUCGAGAUCAUCGAGAUGCUGCGGGACGACCUGCACCCGACCUUUCAGGAAGUGUCCUUCUUCUACAGCGAGGAGAACAAAAUCCCCGAGACGGAGGACUUCGACCUGGACCUGGACAACAUGGAAAGUAUCCCCCUGGACCCAUCGUCUUAUUCCCAGAGGGAGGAUAACUUAAGCAGAGACAGCGGGCCCUCGGUGGCCCUCAGGGGGAACUAUGAGGAGCACAUCCCCUACACACACAUGAACGGUGGCAAGAAAAACGGAAGAAUCUUAUCAUUGCCCAGAUCCAGUCCUUCCUAACAUCUCCUGCUCCCUCCCCCUCCCUAAAAUGACUAGUGACACUUCCUCCCUCUCUUUCUGUCCCUUUUUUCUGUACCUUGCAAACAUUUUCUAACGAUUUUUCUUAUUCUUAGAGAAACCAAUCGAAAAAUAACACAAAAAAAAAAAGACCCAGAUCUCAGGACUUUGAAUUUUCUUCCUCAUAGCUGCCAAACCAAGGCAAGCAAAGGAUGCAAACGCCUCUUUUCAACUUGCUCCAUGACACAUCAGACUUGAUGUUACCCACAUCUGCGUUAAUGGGUCAACACCAUGUUUCCAGGACUCCAUGUGACGGAAACAACAACAAACAUUAAAAAAAAAAUCAAAACUGUGAACACAACAAACCUUAGACAACCAAGAAGGCUGCUCAACCUUCCCUCUCACCCCCAUAAAAGCCUCUCCUCUCGCUCCCAGCUCAACUGCAUUUUCCACACUUCUGUGCUUUUACCUUUUUUUUGUCUCUCCAAAUGAAACGUUUUUACUCUGAUGGUGGCCUUUAAAAAAAAAAAAAAAAUACGUGGCCUAUAGACUACAGAAUCAUGUCUAAGUAAAUUCCUCGUUUUAGCUACAAAGACUUAAUCAGUGGGAUGACUUACUCGCAAAGAAUUGAUCUUAGAACAAACAUCAUUUCCUGGAGGAACAUUUUCUUUUCUUUUCGCUUUGUUUUGUUUUUGGUUCUGCAAAAUUCCAAACUACCCACAGAUUUAUCAGGUGUUUGGUGAAUAGUUUUAAUUUAUUGGCUGUGUCCUUAUUUCCCUUCUCUGUUUGUUUCUGUGUCCUCACUUUGUGGCUGAAGGAUAUUUAAACAGUUCAAAUUUGGACAAAAGAGUUCAUCAGACUGACCAAUAGCUGCUGCUUUGAUAUAUUAUAGUGGGUAUAGAAAUAUAUAAAUAUAUAAUAUAUAUAUAGUAUAUAUAGAAUAAUUACAUUUUUCAGCCAUUAUUUUAUAUAUAGUAUACUGUAUAACAUUGAUGGGUUACUUUUGUAAAUACUGUAGUUGAUAUUUGUGUACUUCAUCAGAGGCUUUACUUACGUGUUUUAUUGUGUUUUUCUUUUUUUUUUAAAUGUUUUUUAGCCCCAGAAGUUACACUAAUCUACCGUCAGUGCUCUCUGUGUCUACGGCAUCCAGCCCAUGAUCUUUUUAUUUUUUUAUUUUUACUUUUGUCUUUGAUUUUCAACAUAUGGAGGAAACUUUACUACUGCAGCAAAAAAAAACCCGGGAUAAAUGACCUAAAAGCUUUACAAAGAGGGGAAGCCAGGCCUUUAUAGGGUCAAAGUGCUCCAGAAAUGUGUUUGCCGUCUUUCUCUGGUCACAAUCACAGUUUGCCUUUUUAUCCAUUUGGUUUCUUUGAGGAGAAAACAAAAAAAAACUAAAUUCUGUUGCAAAAAUGUCUUGAAAUUGUGCAGCUUUGAGUGGUUUUGCUUGUUCAGGUGCUUCUCAGUUGUCGGUAUUAGUCCUGGAGUUUACGGCAGGUGAGGUGGAUGAUAUUAGGAAUUUCAGUUGGGGAGAUUUACUACAUUAAACCCAAGCAUUGAUAAAUCACCCACACCUCACUGCUCCUGAACCCUCCGACGCGGCUUCCAAGGCUUUCUGUCGGCCACUGAACUCUCCUCUCCAAAUAAGUCUGGUGGAAAUUUCCACGUUUAACGACUGAGGGCUGGAGAGAGAUGCGGAAAGUUCCAAAUGUAUUCACAGCCGGCAGUCCUGCACUCCGGGUGGGGCGGGAUCAUGAGUCGAUUGUUAAUUCUCUUAUUCUCCCUGCCAUCACAUGGAGCUUCACAGUCGGGGCACGGCGUGCAGCAGCUUUUCCGCUCAGGACACACAUUCCAGGAUUCAGUCAAAUCUCCACAUCCCCAAAGAAUCCUGUUUGGCCGACACCAUCAGAGUGUUUUGCUGCAUUAAUCAACGGCUGCUUGGGUUUGCAGAAGAUAACACUUUACAGCAUCUUGUCUUUUCGUGAUUUUCACCCCAUAAAUUUGGAGUAUAAAUCAUUUCUAACAGCAGUGCCAACAAAUCGGCAAAAAGAUUUUCCUUCACUGCAUAACUGGAAACGCUCUUCUCCCAAAUGGCAGCAUUUCUCUUUGAGGACACAGACACUUUUUUGCUGAGCAGCGUUCAUUUAAAGGGUGGCCAGAGAAGCUGCCUCCAUAUCUGAACCAGUGCCUUUUUAAUUAUUUCCCAACAAAUUCAUCUUCUAAGCUGAUGCAACAUGCAGAAAAUAUGCUCCUAAUGGCCUGUCAGUUUUUAUUUUGUUAGUUUUUCAUUUGCAAAAAAAAGCAAAAGGUCUCUAAUAUGUUAUGAUUGAGUCGCUGCAGGUAGUUCAGAGUCAGUAGUUAUUAGCAUUUACUGAUGUGGUCGCAAGAGCUAAAGAUGUGUAAUAAAACCUUCAUAUCAUCUCUGUAUUUGAAUAGAUUGAUCUCCCAUUGCAUGAUUUGGACAAAACACUAAUUUUAUUAAGAGUAAAUUUAUUUAUUUAUAAGAAAAUAUAAAAACUAACACUAGUAUCCCAGAUACCGCCUUUAAAAGACAUGAAACUCAACCUGCUAAUGAUUGCCCUUUUUUAGUGUUUGAAAAAUAGUUUGGCCCACAGCAUCAUAGGUCCACUUUAUGAAGCGCCAUAGAGGACUAAUUCCAAAAAAUGGGGUCGUUGAUCAGCCAUUAACGGGUUGAGAGAUCCACAACAGAAAUUAAACUAAACAAUAAACACUAAUGUUGAAGUAAUUAAGGUUGGAAAAGCAUCUCUAAAGAUGGAAUAAACCAAAUACUGUGAUUGUUGAAGCCGAUUGUAAUAUUUUACAACUGUAUUUAAUUGAUUUUGAGUAAAGGUUUGUAUUCUCAACUCAAUAUUUGGGUCAUGAGUCGACUCUGGUACCACUUGUGGGUCAGAGGCUGAAAGUCUGGGAACCUCUGCUGUAGAAAACAUCAACUGGAUGGAUUGUGUUUUUUCCAGUAAAAUUUUAGUCCAAUUUCACCAAAGAUCCACUUAAAGUUGCAAAAGAGUUUAGUAAACUCCACUUAGUUUUGUCUGUAGCGGCCAGACAGAAAAGGUAUUUCUUAGACUCCUUGGCAACCACUUAGCAUGCAGAAAGCAUCCAUUGGUUGCCAUGGAGACCUACAACUCCAAGGUGCAAGGUAAUACUGUGAUUCUUAAAAGCAAGCUCUUAGAUUUCUUUUUUAUUUUUAAACAGUUACUGUAUUGAAUAGCAAGAAAAAUCAUAAAGGUAAUGUUUUUGUUACGUUCAUUUUAUCGAAUUAUUUAAGGUCCAACAAUAUGGCUGUCAGUAAAUCUCCAAAUCAUUCAGUGGGGGAGUCCUCUAUCAAUUUAUCUGAAGGCUGUUUAUGUAAAUUAAAGAAACAAAUUGGAACCAUUUUAGAUUUCUGCCUUUUUGAGUGAAAACAAGGUUUUUAAUAAGAUUCUAGUAAACAUCUUUAAUGUUUCUAGUACUGGCACAUCACAGUGAGCCCUAUUUGUAGCUCAGACACAUCUCUGGUUCCCUCUGCAUAAAAACAACAGAGUACUAUUCUUUUUUUAAUGAAACUAUUUGACCGUGUGAUUGAGCAUUAAUGAGGUUUUAGGAAAUAGAUGGUUAAUUGUUGUCCUGGUGGGAAGGCUGGCGGUGAACAGCUCUGUUAAUAGUUUGUUUGUAUGUAGUUGUCUUGGUCUGUUUGUUUGGCCGGAGUCUACCUCAGUGCAGGAAGGAGGAAGCUGUUCAAAGAGCCUCGAUCAUCCCCACAGCCUGCUUAGUAUCACUACAAAGAAAAUCUUUUUAUGCUACGUUUUACACACAUAUGAUGGUUUUAUACGGUUAACUCUCUCCUGCCUCUUUUUAUGUAUCCGUAUCUCUUCUUGUGUGUCUGGGGGAGGCAGCCUUGCUUCGAAUUAAACACAAACUAUGGAGCUUAACGAGCAGCUCCUUUUCUUUUCCCCACUUCCACUACAGGAGGAAGCAGACGACCUCCAGACUGCUCCUCGGUUCAUAUCUACUGAUUUCACAGCAGAUCCCCCUCUUAUCGCCUGUUUGCAGCCAAAGCUAACCUAGCUCAGCUGUAGGCCUUAUGUUCUGUAAACGACCUUUCUUUGCAUUUAUCCUCCUGUUGUAUUGGCUCUGAUUUUGUUGUCUGUGUAUGUUUUUUUUUUUUUCUUUCCCCACCCCAACUGUGAAUACAAGAGAUGACCUUUUAUUUUCCCUGCCAGCACCAUUGAUCCAGUGGGUCUGUUGUGACGGAUUAUGACACAGAAGUGGGGGCGAUUAGAGAGAACCUUUUAUUUUCCUGCUGCAGAGAAAAAAAAGCCAACUGGGACAAUCCUGUGUGCCAUAAACAAAAACUUUUAACAGAUUUUAAAAUCUUGAUUGUAAAUUUUUGGUCUCAGGGAGGCGGCUCCUUGCUUUGCCUCAAGAGCAUAAAGAGGUGGAGGAGGGAAAAGAAGAACUACCUACCUUUUCAUCUAUCCCAGUUGUUCCUAAUUAGAGAUAAUCAGGAAUCCACAUCUCUGGCUCUGUGGUGAAGUGGCUCAGACUGCCCUCUAGUGGUUUCUUGGAGGCAUUGCAGGUCUCAACGUGCCUUCUUAAGACUAAAGGCACACCUGACUCAGAAACUGGCAUUUCUCUACAAAUCGCAGAUUUUACACCAAACUUAAAAUAAAAGCUUUCACUUUAUUUUAUUUUUUUGUUUUUUACACAUUCUGUUUCUUUUUCCUUUAAAUGCAGAAUUAAUACUGUAAUUUGAAAGAAAAGUUGAUGAACUCCAGAUUCAUGGUUUGAUGUUGAUGGCUUUUGCUUCUGAUCAGUCUGUUACAACAGGGCCCCCCCACCCACUCACACCAAAACCUUACAAAAAAAAAAUAAAGGUGUUUAUUUGGAAAUCUGUACAAUAAAUAAUAAGCUCCUCAAACUGUAAAUAGCUGCUGAUGUUGUGUGUCCAGGAAAAAGGAAAUAAAAGAGAAGCACUUGGUGUUAGGGAAGGUUUGCUGAACUCUUAUUGGGUGAAAACAAAGCAGAUGGUUUGCUUUGUUUUCAGCAGAUAAAGUAUUACACUUUAGAGAUGUUGAUUUCUAUUUUUUUAGCCAAAGUAGGGGAGGACAAAAAUCAAUAGUUUUUUUUCUGACUGUAGUUUUCCUACUUCUUGUACAUGAUGAAUUUAACGUUGUUAUCAAUGUGUGUAUAUAUCUUUUUCUAAGUUUAAAUUAAUUGAUUAUUUCUCUUUUUGUCUGUUUUUUAUAACACAGCCCACCACAGAAACAUGUCGUAGUCUGUUCAUGUAUUUGGUAAAGUGGGGGGGGGGGGGGAGCAGCUCUCCUGUCUGAAGCAACAUAACAAAACAGCAUGUGGCCUCCAAUUUGUCGCAUCCCAUAAUCUCAUGCUAGUUUUCUGAAUGUCAGCCCCCACCCCAUCACACUCAGUCCAAGCAGCAUGUCGACUGAAAGCCUUUUCUCAUAAAUGUCUUUUUAUUUUUUAAUAAAAAUCAGGUGGAAACUUUUUUUUUUUCUUCCUUUUUAUGUACACAUUAGGGGGAAAGCUGGACCAGACCCAUGUGUUUUUAAAGAGUAAUUCUAAGCAAUAAGAUCCAAAAUGAAAAAUUAAAUCUGUGAUGAAGAAUACACUUGCCUGAAAUUCAGACUAGAGCUGGAGGUAUUUCUGCUAGAAGAUGAAACUGUUUGCUCCCAUUAAUAUGACUUAUUUUCUUAUUCUAAUAGAGGGACAUGUUUUUCUGAUCAUAAAAGGCUUUUUUCUCACUUUAAACUUCCCUGUUUAUUCAAGAGCAAAAGUCAUUUGGUAAAAGGAGCAGUGUGCCAUCUAGUGGUAAAGCUUGAAAUUACAAACAAACUGAUAUCUAAAUAUUUGGUAGAAAAGGGCAGAUUGAGCCUUUAACAAAGAAAAUUUUGAUGUUCUGCAGAUUUGUUAAUCUCAGAAUAAUGGUUGAUUAAUUUUAAAAUUUUCAGCUUUACCUACUUAAGUUUUUGAAUUUGUUUAAACUACUUGUCCCCCCAAAAUGGCUGGAUCAUAUGAUUUAUCUCAGCAAAAUUUCUCCUAGAAAUAAAACUGUUAGAGUUGUUCCUUUCAACAGGUUAACACCUGUUAUGAAACACCUCCUGCUCUGAGUCAUUUCAUAACUUACUAAGUGGCAUAUUUAACGUAUGUUUCAUGAAUCCUUAUUGAUUGAAGUUAAAUGCGUAGAAAUAAAAGAGCUAGUGGUCUACUCCAGUUCAGUCACCUCCUGUGCUUGCUUUGUUUAAACCAUUGUCUGAUUGUUCCUCCUUUCUGUCUUUAAGUGUCUUCUCUUGGUGCACGUAGGUGGUUUCUCCAGAUUUCUGUGCAUAGUCCUGCAGGAUACCUCUUUGUUAAUGUAAUUUUUAUUGUACUUGUAUUCAUUUUUGGAACAUAUUGUGUAUACAGUACGUGGAGAUGUUGUGAAUGCAGAAAGCGGGUGUAAAUGUGUGCGUGUACAGUCCGAACCCCCCCUCCCAAACCUGCAAAAACCUCACACGGAUUGCUUUAUAUCCCCCCCCAUUCACCUCACACUGGACCCAGAUGUGCCAUGAUCUAUCUGUACCACGGACAGCAAACGUGAUGGGAGUUCCUCUCACAAAUGCAGAGAUAAAAGCUCAUUGUACAGGAUCAAAACAACAACAAAACGUGCCAUGACUAAAAGAACGCUUGACAAUUUAUUUUUUCUAUACGUUUUCAAAAGGAGAGCCAAGUAGUGACAUGUAAAGAAAAUGUUGCAAUGAUAUGAAAGUAAGAAAAUCUUGCUGUGUGUAAAUUAUUCAACAAUUAACUGUUUAUAUUAAAAUUAUGAAUAAAAUUAUUGGAGAAAA